AUGAAAAUUUCAAAGCAAGACUAUGUCUCUUCUGUUUGGAGAGAUGGGAUUUUUGAUGACAGGGUAGUCUUUUGUACCGGUGGUGCAGGCACAAUCGGGUCUGCCCAAGUUCGUGCUCUUGUUCAUUUAGGUGCAAAUGCCUGCAUUGUCGGGAGGAAUGUUGAAAAGACCCAGCAGAUGGCAGUUGAGUUAGAAACGGCACGGCCUGGGUCUAGAGUCCUUGGAAUCGGCGGCGUGGAUGUCAGAAACCUGCAAAGCCUUGAGAAGGCCGUCGAACGUUGUGUAGGCGAGCUCGGCAGGAUUGACUACGUGAUUGCAGGUGCUGCGGGAAACUUCCUGGCUCCCAUCAGCGGCCUCUCCUCAAAUGCUUUCCAAACAGUCGUAAACAUCGAUCUUAUAGGAUCAUUCAACACGUUUAAGGCUACAGCGGAGCAUUUGGUUAAAUCAGCCUCCAAAAACCCAAAUCCGUCCUCCACAACUGGGGGGAGGAUCGUCUUCAUGUCGACCACUUUUCACUACGCCGGAAUGCCAUUUCAAGCACACGUCUCCUCCGCAAAAGCUGGAGUAGAUGCACUCUCAGCAUCAAUUGCACUAGAAUACGGCCCUAGAGGCAUUAACUCUAAUGUGAUCAGUCCUGGAGGUAUCGGCAACACUGAAGGACUGGAACGUUUAUCAAGCAAGGCGACGCGCGAUACGGGCGAAGCAGGCAGUAGAGUUCCGCUUGGCAGAUAUGGGCUGGUCCGAGAGAUUUCUGAUGCAACAGUCUACCUUUUUGCAGAAACGGGGAAUUACGUUAAUGGGCAUGUUCUCGUCGUAGAUGGGGGAGCUUGGCGAAUGCCAGAGCUCGUGGGCAGUAGUGGUGGCAUGAAAUACCCGGACAUUGUGCUCCGUGACUUCAAACUGGCUUCAGAUAUCAAGACAGGCCGAGAGACACCAAAGCCAAAGAUGUAA
Clonostachys rhizophaga is the source of this 951-nucleotide messenger RNA. Lineage: Eukaryota; Fungi; Ascomycota; Sordariomycetes; Hypocreales; Bionectriaceae. The record is from the annotation of a GenBank genome assembly.